UUGUAGUCGGCCUGUCCUGGUCUAGAAAAUUAUAUUCCCAUGUCCAAGAAACCGGCGCCCAUACCGAAAACCCAGCCCCGUGCCCCGGGCCCCAGGGGACAGGACACGAAGGCCAACAAUGAUCUGUUCCUGAAGGAGGUCUUCAAUGCCACCAACAAAUGCCGGGGCCUGCACGGCUGUCCGGCGCUCACCAUCAGCAAUGAUCUCAACAAAAUCGCCCAGGAAUGGGCCAAUCAUUUGCGCGACAAGAACGUGAUGGAGCAUCGGCCCAAUCCCAAGUACGGCGAGAACAUCUUCCUCUCGGGCGGCAUGGAUGUGUCCGGCGAUCUGCCCGUGGACAUGUGGUACCGCGAGAUCAACGCCUACAACUUCGACAAGGCGGAGUUCACGCCCACCUCGGGCCACUUCACGCAGCUGAUUUGGAAGGCCAGCAAGGAGAUGGGCUCGGGCGUGGCCCGCAAAGCGGACAGAACUUGGGUGGUCUGCAACUACAAUCCUCCGGGCAAUGUGGUCGGUCAAUUCCGGGACAAUGUGCCCAAGAAAUUAAAGGACUGAGAGGGAAGGAACUGGCAGGAAGUGGGCAAUGGGACGAGCUAUACUUUGGUCGAGUCUCUUAGGAAAUAUAAAACCAGGACAGGAGUCGAUCGAA
Drosophila persimilis is the source of this 649-nucleotide messenger RNA. Its product is annotated as Golgi-associated plant pathogenesis-related protein 1. Gene Ontology annotation, cellular component: extracellular region. The record is from RefSeq and is a predicted model, not a curated record. NCBI's taxonomy places the organism in Eukaryota, Metazoa, Arthropoda, Insecta, Diptera, Drosophilidae. Bases 40 to 555 code for a protein of 171 amino acids. The transcript is spliced from 3 exons.